Carassius gibelio (silver crucian carp) is the source of this 1500-nucleotide messenger RNA. RefSeq names its product N-myc (and STAT) interactor (gene nmi). The transcript has 9 exons. The record is from RefSeq and is a predicted model, not a curated record. Gene Ontology annotation, cellular component: cytoplasm. NCBI's taxonomy places the organism in Eukaryota, Metazoa, Chordata, Actinopteri, Cypriniformes, Cyprinidae. The coding region runs from base 121 to 1245 and encodes 374 amino acids.
AGUUAAGAGGGAAAUAAGUGAAAAUAUCUGUGCGUCCGUCACUCGAGGUGUUUGGAGGCUUGAUUCGGAUUUUACCUCAAGUUCACAUUUACUUCAGAUACUUUCGAUCUCGGGAGAAUCAUGUCUGCUGAGAAACAGGUCAACGGCGAGCUGGUGAACCCGGAUGAGGGCAGGAUGAGUGAAGCUGAAGCGGAGCUGAAGAAAUACAAGGAUCUCAUCGAGUCUGCAGACAAUGAGAGAUCCAGACUGCUGCUGGAGAAAGCUGAAGCAGAGACGGAGAAGAAAAGAGCCGAGGCAGAGCUUCAGAGCUUCAUGGAGUCAGAAGACAGAGAUGCUGAGCGCUUUAAUGGAGAUCUUCUAGAAGUGCAGGAGGAGAGGAAGAGUCUGGAUCGAGUCCAGCUGGAUCUGAAGAGAGAGCUUCAUGAUCUUCAGAAGAAGCUUCAGCUCAAGAGAGACGAAAGUGACUCUCUGCGACGCAAGUUCAAGAUUGAAGCCAGAAUCCCAGUGAAAGCGGUGAAGUUUGCUCGUGUGCAGGAGAGAGACGAGGCUGAAGAUCAGGUGGAGUCUGUGUUCACCGUCACACAAACACCUUCGUUCCUGCUGAAGGGAGGCCAGGCGCUCAUCACCUUCGAGGAGGAGAAGGUGGCUGAGCAGAUCCUCCGACUGGCCAAGUGCUCGGUGGCCUGUGACAAAGCCAAGAUGGAUGUGAAGCCGUACGCUUUAUCUCUGGAUCCCUCCGUGAAGUUUGAGGUUCAUAUCCAGGUGUCGAAGAAGAGCAUCAGGUUCUGUAACGCCCCGCCCACUUUACCUGAGGAGCGAAUGAGAGACCGGCUGGAGCUGUCGUUCUCCAGAGUGAGUCGAGGAGGAGGGGAAGUGGAGAAGCUGGAGUACCACAGGGAUACGGGCUCGGGCCGCGUCACUUUCCUCAGCACCGGAGUCGCAGAGAAUCUGGUUCACAGAGGGAAGUUUUGUGUGGACACCGGCAGCGAUGUGGUGGUCGAUGUUCUUCCUCUGUACGAGUAUCAGCUCAGGAAGUUUCAGACGUACUCGGGGACACCGCAUCGCACCGUGCUGCUCGGGGGAAUCCAGGCGCUGAUGGAUGAAGAAGAUCUUCAGGAUCAUCUGGAGAUACACUUCCAGAAGCCCAGCAACUACGGAGGAGAGGUGGAGCACAUCAAAUACGUUUCUGAUGGAGCGCAGCUGACGGCUUUCUUCAGCGAGGACGGCAAAGAAAACGAAGCUUGAGAUAUGAAUGCAACAAAAGCCAGGGUUUGCUUCAGAUCAGUGAUGCUUCAUCAUAUUUACAUGCUUUUUUCUGUUUUUCCUCCAGAUUAUAAUAACCAUAUCUUCUUACUAUCUUCUGUAACAAUAUGAAUUAACUAUUAUAAUUGAAUUAUAAUUGAAACAGAUGAAGUAGAUUUUCUGCCCAGAUCAUCAGCCUGAUGAAGAUGUGUUGAUGUACAAAAGUUAUAUUAAAAUAAAAACAUUAUUGUAAUGUUA